Messenger RNA from Toxorhynchites rutilus septentrionalis, 850 nucleotides. RefSeq lists its product as uncharacterized. The transcript is spliced from 3 exons. The record is from RefSeq and is a predicted model, not a curated record. Bases 156 to 581 code for a protein of 141 amino acids. Lineage: Eukaryota; Metazoa; Arthropoda; Insecta; Diptera; Culicidae.
UAAAUAUUAUUGAUUGGAUUGUCUUCCGGAACUGUCAAGUGGUUUUGUUUAUGUUGUACAGUUUAUUUUAAAAUCUCUUGUGGAAUAAUAUACCUUCUAGCAAGAAAUUUUGUGUGAACACUCUAUGUUGAGAGGCUGCUAGAAUUUGUGCCACAAUGUUGUCGAGAAAAAUUAUAAAACCUAAACCAAAAGUUUCCGAAGUGCUCACUGCCUACCUAAAACAGUGUAACGAACCGCCCUGGACGUCUUACUUCAUAAAGCAUCGCGAUGUACUGAACGACCAAUUUGGUCGAUCGCACUUCAACUGGACGCUGGACACCGGGACUAAUUAUCACAUCCUGCGGACCGGAUGCUAUCCGUACAUGAAGUAUCACUGCACCAAACGCCGCUGGCAGGAUCUUCGCGUAGAGGACAACUUCUUCAAGGCCAUAAAGGUGAUCAAUCUCGGAUUACCGCAGCUGGGCUACGGACUGGCGGCACGUUUCCUGAUACGACACGUGGAAUGGGUAGACAUGGGGAGCAAACAUGGGCGAAUACCUAUCUACUUUUUGUACGAGGAGGACAAGGGUUCUUUGUAUUAAUGAAACGAAUGGUUAGCGUUUUCAAUUUUAAUUUAUUUGCACAUCAACGUUGUUAAUUUUGCUCAUACGACACCUCUGCAGAUCGUAGAUUCUCAAGGCAAAGCGAAUUCCGAAAAAAAAUCUGCAAAGAAAACAAACACUAUUAACAACGGUGAAAGCACAACUGCAAGUAAAAUAUAUUACGAAAGGUUAAAUCAGUGGAAAAAAAAAGCAGAAUCACUUUGGUUCAUAAGCAGAACUGGUAAAAUAUAAAAUAUCAUCAUUGAUUU